UUUUCCUUUCAGUGUCUAACUCAAUAGUUGACUCUCAACAACACUACCUCGUUCCAAGCGAACAAGAGCGAAGAUGGAGGGAUCUCACGUCUCACAUGAUCAUCCCUAUGUGCCACGAGACUUGCAUCUACCCGGCUACGUUCCUUGUCUUCUCUCUCAGUCUAACAUCCUCUCUGUCUUUGCCUUCUUCUCUCUCCUCGUCGCUUCUCUCAUCUGGAUCUUCUCAGGACGCCUACCUAAGAAAACAAAAGUUGAUAGAGUGCUAAUGUGCUGGUGGGCCUUCACAGGCCUCACACAUAUGAUUCUUGAGGGUUAUUUUGUUUUCUCACCGGAGUUUUUCAAGGAUAAGACUGGUUUCUACCUGGCUGAAGUUUGGAAGGAAUAUAGCAAAGGGGAUUCAAGGUAUGUAGGAAGAGAUGCAGGGGUAGUUACUGUUGAAGGACUAACAGCAGUUUUAGAGGGUCCAGCUAGCCUUCUAGCAGUAUAUGCAAUAGCUACUGGGAAGCCAUAUAGCUACAUACUUCAGUUUGCUAUUUCUUUGGGUCAGCUAUAUGGAACGGCUGUAUAUUAUAUAACAGCAAUCUUGCAAGGUGAUAAUUUUUCUACAAACACGUUUUACUAUUAUGCAUACUAUAUUGGUGCAAAUUUCUCCUGGAUUGUGAUACCCUCGCUCAUCUCCAUCCGUUGCUGGAAGAAUAUUUGUGCGGCAUUUAAAGUUCAAGGCCAGACAAGAAAGCCUAAAGUUCGUUGAUGACAUGAUGGGGUGGUUGAGAUAGGGGAGAUUGUUUUAUGAAUUGUAUCCAUUGAUUCUCUUAAACUGCAUAAUUCGAAGGAAAAAAAAAAACAAAUUCCCAUUGUUCAUUUGAAAAGGUGGUGUUUUAAAUUUUGAACGAAGUUUUUCCCAUUAUUGAUUUGGAAUUGAAUGUUAACUAGCACAUGCUAGAAUAUUGAAAAGCACUGGUUAGCUA
Molecule: messenger RNA, 968 nt
Organism: Gastrolobium bilobum
Lineage: Eukaryota; Viridiplantae; Streptophyta; Magnoliopsida; Fabales; Fabaceae
Product: probable 3-beta-hydroxysteroid-Delta(8),Delta(7)-isomerase
Exons: 4
Coding region: 74-751 (225 amino acids)
Biological process (GO): sterol biosynthetic process
Cellular component (GO): membrane; endoplasmic reticulum
Molecular function (GO): steroid Delta-isomerase activity; cholestenol delta-isomerase activity; C-8 sterol isomerase activity
Source: RefSeq, a predicted model, not a curated record